Molecule: messenger RNA, 2984 nt
Organism: Physcomitrium patens
Lineage: Eukaryota; Viridiplantae; Streptophyta; Bryopsida; Funariales; Funariaceae
Source: RefSeq, a predicted model, not a curated record
AUUUUGACAGGACGCACCUCAAGUCUCUCCAACAGAGGCGACGUUCUCUCUACCUGAGGGAGUCUCAGGCAUCCAAUUCUAAAACUCUUGACCUCGUCCACCCCACGAUGUGAGCAGCUAUUACUGUACGAGUGCGAUGUUCCCAUACAACCUGGCGAAGAUCUUCGACGGCCGAAUCUUAGUCCAGGUUGGGAAAGCAGCACUCCCAAAUGGCUCCCCGAAAGCUUGUAGGAGAAAGAAACUCUAAGAGUGGAGCUGGUUGUGGUCGCGAUGAUUCUCGGUGCCAGGACUCGCCGCUAGGAGCCGGUUACAGCUGAUGGUCUUCACAUCUUGAGAAGCCAAUCUCUAGUUGCGUAAUGGCAGAGGCAAAUUGUUGCCGCAAUAGUGGAAAAGGAAUUGCAGUCAACUUCAUUCAGCAACUUGCGCAAGACAUCAACACUCAUACCAUUCACAUAGUUUUGCUCGCAGCUCAUAAUGCCGAUCGGAAGCUCUAACCAAACUCCAUGUUUCAUACCGCGAAAGUAGUGGGCUCUGAAGAUGGGUGAUUUAAUGCAGUUUGUGUAAGAAGGUCAUGGCUGGCUGCUGUGAACCCAGAUCUGGGUGUGUUGGACCCAUGUAAGAUGUGGAGCAGGAGCACAGUCUGAUACAAUGCCGGUGGAAUUCUGUCGAGAGAACUGCCCAAAGAGGAUUGAACUGUGUAGGUCCAACCAUGGAACGUGGAAUGAGGGUCAUCGCAUCGGAUGCGGCCAGUGGAACGAUAGCAUGUUGCCGAGUCCUACAAGAACGGGUCAGUUCUCGCCACAUGCAAGAAGCGCCAGUAAGCCAACGCCAAAAUCAUUGACUCCACAGCAGAGUAGCAAAUUUCGUGUUCUUGCCACCUUAAAGAAGUUUGGGCGUGGCCCUAAUUGCAAGGAAUCUCGAUGUGCUGCUACCGACCCACACUAUACUAAGCCUAAUUUUGGCAUGUCGGACAAACAAAGAAGGAAAAGAAGGGUGAAGAAGACUGAAAUACAAUCUCCCCCGACUACAAUUGUUAAGAAGACAUACAGCAACAUGAUACAUAUGAGGAACAAGUUUUUCAACGAUGAGAAUUACGACAUAACGAUGGGCUUGAAGAAUCUGAAGAAAGUAAUUGAAUCGAUCGAUGUUGAGAUGACGAAAGUUUUUCCAAUGCCAUAUGAGCAAAAGUGUGAGCGCAAAUGUUUAGAAUGUACUCUUGCACCCUCCAAACGAUUGGAACAAGCGACAGAUGUUCCUGCGAAUAGCACUGAUGCUACGAGUACUGGUUUGAAAUGUUUGACAACAUCAAAAACGGAGACAAGCAUCACAGAAGCAGAGUCUUGCGAACCGAAGGCGGAUGAGAUUUCUGUGGGUAGGCUAUUGACAGAUGUCAACUCCAACUUGAUGCCGGAACCUGUUCACGAACAAACAUCGCGGAUUCCAGUUACCAAACUGCAAAUUUCCACACCACUUCCAAGGAUAGCUCUACUUCAGCCAAAACUUGAGUCACUACCACCUUUGUCCAAGCUGGAGGAAGGACUCAACAAAUCUCCAGUUAAAAUUCCAAGACCGAAAUCUUGGAAGUCAUCAAAAAUGCACAAUCCCCUCCCAUUUACCACUUCAACAAAAUCGCCACGCAAAGCAUCUUCCUAUCCACAGUGGGUGAUGCCUAGAAAACCGACUUCAGGGCUGUUCACGCCGCAACAGACCUUCCAACUUCAGAGCACCUCGCCUCGCUCGCAUCCACUGCAACGAGAACCUCAAACUCAACCCGUGGAAUUAUGCUUGGCAUCACCAGAAUUAAACCAAGCCCCGAUGAACACUUCCCAACAAUCCUCCACAAAAUCCUCUAACCAGUCCUCGCAAGGCGGCGGCUCCGUCACCGCCACGACCUCCGACCUCGAAAAAAACAGCCUCACCACUGAAGAAGCAGCCUCCAUCAACUGCUCAACUCCAGAAUCGAUUCCAGCAACUGCAACUCCGAUGUACUGCCUAUGCAGCUCGUGCGGCAAGCCAGAAAGAGUCUCAGACACAUUCCAGCCAAACGCCUCGGGGAUGUACCGGAGCAACCCACUCUACAGUCCACUGCGACAUCUAGCUGGAGGGACCCAUCCAAUCAUCACACACAACAACACAACAUCGACAAAUGUACCGAAUCCGACCAGUGUCGGCAGUAGGAAACUGCACACGAUUCUAGAGAUUGUGGUGUUGGUUUUGCUCGGGGGAAUUCUGUCACUAGGGUUGAUCCCGUAUGUGCAGUUAGUGUUCCGAGCUUACGUUGUGGAUUAUUGUCGGUGCUAUUCUAAAGGUACUGCACCUGGAGAAGCGGCAAGCGAGGCGGUGAAGGGCGGCGUGGUGAAGUGGGUCAGCUGUCUUCUUGACGCUAAUCGUGCAACCUUGACUCUUGUAAGAUGAUCAUCGCACCAUGUUCAUGAUUCCACCGUCAAAUACGUCUUUUGUCUCGGCCUAGAUUGUGCGAAAUGCAUUGCGCAUGAUCGUUUCCGAUGUCGGUGGUUCCCUGGUGGCAUGAAUCACUGGUGUCGGUAACAGCGCCACAAAGACGAGUGUCUACCUGUUAUGAUUGCAUAAAGGGAGUGGGUUAGUUCUGUGAACUUAGUUUUCUAGUAAACAAACAUUGUUGCGAUGAAGAAGCAACAGAAGGAAACCAUGACGCUAUGAUAAGCAAUAGUCGUUGACUGAUUUGUAAGUCUUUUGUUGCAAGCAGACUUCUGUUGCAAGAAGUCUUCUUAAAUUGACUUCCAAAACCGUAUGUUUGGUUUUUUGAUAUCAUGGUAAUUUGACAAAUUUUACUAGCAAUAUUUUAUUUGCAUUUUACUGGAUGUUUGAAGUGUUCCAGAUUUCCAAAAAAACUUUACUCUUUCUGAAGCGUUCUUUAGAUUCACAUCCAAAUGUUUGCCUUCAUCUUCGUUUAUUAAUUUGAAAAGACGUGCAUCUAUAUAAAAUUUAUUCAGAAGAUACUAUUU